CACGUUGUCGUGUGUUAUUACACUGUAAGUAAAGUGCAUUAGUCAUCGGUCGUAUAACCGUAUGCGGACUGGAAUCAUUGGUGUCGGUUAUCGGUCAGUUAUCGAUCAAGCCCUCCGCCCUGCACCUCUCAUUGAAAGGACACCGCUGUGGAUUGUUUGGGUCUACAGAUGUUUAGUCCAUUAUAAUGCAAGAUGCAUGCUGAUGCUCGGAAGAAGCUGCUCGACUGCGUGUUAUUCGUCACUUUAAUCGCCUCCACCUACUGAAAAUAGCCGUAAACAGCUGAAAAUCGUUGAUAUUUUGGGGUGAAGAAUGACCGAAUAUAAGCUUGUGGUCGUGGGAGCUGGAGGCGUAGGCAAAAGCGCUCUCACCAUCCAACUCAUCCAGAACCACUUUGUGGACGAAUAUGACCCAACUAUAGAGGACUCGUACAGGAAGCAGGUGGUGAUUGACGGAGAGACGUGUCUACUGGACAUCCUGGACACUGCAGGUCAGGAGGAGUACAGUGCCAUGAGGGACCAGUACAUGAGGACAGGAGAGGGCUUCCUCUGUGUCUUUGCCAUCAAUAACACCAAGUCCUUCGAGGACAUUCACCACUACAGGGAGCAGAUAAAGCGAGUAAAGGACUCCGAGGACGUCCCCAUGGUUCUGGUGGGGAAUAAGUGUGAUCUUCAGUCCCACAAUGUGGACUCCAAGCAGGCUCAGGAUUUAGCACGCAGCUACGGCAUCCCAUUUAUAGAGACCUCAGCAAAGACAAGACAGGGUGUGGACGACGCGUUUUAUACUUUAGUCCGAGAAAUCCGGAAACACAAGGAGAAGAUGAGCAAGGAGGGCAAAAAGAAAAAGAAGAAAUCCAAAACAAAAUGUGCAUUAAUGUGAACAAGUCUUUCCUGUCAUUACGGACUCAAAAGUACCACAACUGCAUUUUGUACAUUUACACUAAAUUAUUCGCCUCUUCAGAAUACAGAAUGGAUCCCUGUUCUACUUGCUUUCUUAAAAGAAAAUAAGCUUUACUCGUUCGGUGCCAGUUGCCCCAAAGUGUUGGUCCGUUGACGCCUUGUUUUAUGGCUUAUGUUAGCAGACGGGCUGUCAGAACUGGGUAUAUUUUGCAGUUGGUUUGAGUAGUUUUAGCAGAUUUCUAAAGAGAAGUGUGGAUUUAAAAUGGUGUGCAGAGAUUAGCUGUUAGACUGCAUGCGAGUCACUUGAUUUUUGAUGGAAUUGAAACUUUGAGGAACUAUGAUUGUUAUUUUGUUUUUAAUGGACCAACACUUCUUUUGGGGAGAUGAUUUGAUACAUUAUCACUGUGUAUGACCCUGCCUUUGGUUGUCCCAGACUUCCAAAAACGACAUGCAUGUGAACUUCCAUUGUAGUCGGAUUAACAUGCCCUCUCUAUAAAGCCAUGGUAGUGUGUGUGUGUGUGUGUGUGUGUAUAUAUGGUGAAAUCUUAACCACGUUAACAUUAUUUCCCCGUUUGCAUGCUUUAUGUUCUUUAAACUUCCAGGGAACGGUCAUGUCUUGAAUACUGUUUAAUAGCCACUGUUGUGUCGUUGGUCCAGACAGGCGGUAUUGUUUAAACAUGGCUUUUUUUUCUUUUGAUUUAAAUUUAUGAAGGUUGUUUGGAAGCUCAUUUCCACCACUGUAUUAUUCCUACUUAUAAAAACAAAUUACAAUUCUGAAUAUUUUGCAAUUGCGAGGACGAGUCUCAUGUUAAUAUUUGUAAUGGAGUUGCAAAGUCUGUUAACCUUCUCCCUCAACUGCGUCCGUGCAUCACAAUUACGAGUCACAACUCUGUAGUUAAAAGGUUAGGAUUGCAAGAAGUAAACUACUGUGAGUUGCAUCAAAGUCCUUUUAAUGGGAUGGUUCACCCGAAAAAUGAACAUGCAUUCAUUACUUAGGCUGCAUUUACACUGCACUGUUCAAGUGACUCAAUUCCUGAAUUUUAAUUUAUUUUUUCUCCCAUGUGGCACAGAUCGGAUAUGGCUCAUGUACAUAGAAGCAGGAACAAAUCACAUGGAUUCCAAUUUACUCAAUUCAGAUUCAGGCCUUGUUCAUAUGUGGAAAUUUAUCCGAUAUAAAUCGGAUCGGUGUUCUUGUGUCUGCAUUGUAAGCAGGUAGAUCAGAUUUUCACCUGUCAAUGCCAAAGCGAAUGACGUCAAGUCUGACACUUAAAUUUCAUAACAGACUUCAGCAGAGUCCCAAACCUUAAAUGUCAUACACAAGGACUCAAACAGCUUUUAUACUGUCAUAUAGCACAGGUAUUUAAGCAUGUUAACGAGAGCAAAAUGUCUGGCACGUAACCAAUAUAAACUAAUAUAAAACUAGUGCAUAGCUACAUCACGUGCAUAAAUCACCGCAUGGACAUUAGGUAGCCUAAAGGUUUAAAAAAGCCAAUAUAAUCAAAAGAAGAUAGACAAAUAAAAACCUUUGUCAUAAAACAGCUUGUCAAAAGCUGCGAACAGAUUAAAUACAGGAAUAGAGAAAAGAGCGCUCUAUUAUUAUCAGCUGUUAGUCAGCGCCCACUCUUAUUUUUUUUCCUGGUCAUUGUGCCUUUGACGUGCACUGUGUAAAUUCAAACGAUCGGAUACGAGUCACUUUUAUAAGAUGCAAGCAGGUCAUCAAAAAACGAUCCUACGAUCAGAUACAGUCACAAAAUCGGAAUUGACCAUCAAGAUCUGCAGUGUAAAUGCAGCCUUACACUCACUCAAGUGCUUUCAAGCCAUUAUGGGGUUCUUUCUUUCGUUGAACACUAAGUUACUUUGAAAAAAGUUAGAGACCUGUAACCAUUGACUUCCACAGUACUUGUUUAACAGGAAAGAAACUCAAACAGGUUUAUAACAGACAAGUAAAUGAUUUUCAUUUUUGGGGUAACCAUCUCUUGAAGGCAAGUCCUUUCACUCUGUGGCCAUCUUUGAAACUCCUUUAAUGCUGUGUUCACACCAGAUGCUGAACAUUAAGUUUACUUUUCAUUUGCACAUCAAAUUCGCUUCAUUCGAGCAUCAAAUUCAUUUCACGAUAAACGAUUUGCUUCUGUCUGCCUGGUGACUUUAGUUUCAUUGCUAACAUGGAUUUUAUUGAGGGAGUAGCUGUGUUUGUGCUUUAGGAAGGCUGAAAACAGCGUGUAUUCAUUUGGCACUAUUUGGAGAUGCACUUAGCUUUCAUAAACUCCUCCAGAAACUAUACCUGGAUGGAGGCUUUCAGCAGUGCUUCCCACUGUGCCCAGCCCAGUUUAAUGAACUGUUGUCCGGUGUCACCGGUAUUUCCUCUCGGGACACCAACAAGAAGCACUACUUCUGAUUGGUUAAUGCAAAUGUGAAUGUCAGCUGAAGUUCAGAGUUUCCAACUCUAGUGAUUUACAUGAUAUGCAAAUAAAUAUCCUGCAGCGCAAAAUGAUCUACUCAUGCCGCUUCAUUCCUGCAAAUUUCAUCAUUCGUGCUGCCUCGUUCUCGUGUAUUGCGUCGUAGGAUGUCUAUUCGCUUAUUUGCAUUGACUUAAUGUAAAUCACUCAUGGUAGACGCUUCAUCUGUGUCUGGUGUGAACGCAGCAUUAGUCAUGCAAGUAUUUUAUCCCACUGAAUGGGGAAACAUCAGAUUCUCUGGAACAGUUUGCCAAGCUCCGAUUUAAAUUUCAUAUUUGGAAUCAUCAAUGACAUUUAACACAAACUCUCUUGUAAUUUUAGCUUGUAAACAUUGUAAAACAAAAAGUGUUUUUUCCUCAUUCCUUCGCUAAUGCGCAAUGCCAAUUCGUAACUAUGAUUUAGUGGCUAAUUCAUAUGAAUUUGUAUGACCUUAUUCAUACAUUUUAGUACUAUUUACUCAUCCUCCAAUGAUGGGUGGGGUUUGGUGUCAUGCCUCUUUAAAUAUCAUACAUUUUUCGUAAAACUGCACUAUUCAUACGAAUUAGCCACUAAACUGACAAAACAUAAAAUAGUUAUGUCUCCUCAUGCAAUCAGGCUGGCAUGCGCAACCGAACGGAACAAAUUCACAACACCACCCUCCUUUUAUGGCCAUUUCUGAAGGACGUAAUCAGACGUAAUCCUUUCAAUCAAACCAUGUUACUUCCAUUAGAGUCAACAUCUUGCAUCUUACACUCCAUCCUCUAAAUCAUGCCGUGUCUGUUUGCGCUGGUCUUCUGAAGUCAUUUCCAACUUAUUUCUGACUGCAAAUCUCCCAAAAUCAUGGCAAUCUCUUUGUUUACAAAUUUUGUGAGCGUUCAAGUGGUUGCUGUCAUGUGAUUUUGCAUUUGAAUGGUUGAGGCAGGAAAGAUGACUGUUUAUAAGGCAAGAUUCUAGUGUUCGCUGACUCCAGUGGAUUCAAAAUGAAGCUGCAGAAACUGUCGUGAAAACAUGUCUGGACUGUCUAUAGCAUGGGUCUCAAACUCAAUUCCUAGGGGGCCACAGCUCUUAAUGGCUGCGUCCAAAGUCGCAUACUUCCAUACUAUAUAGUAAGCUUAAAACAGUACGUGAGCAUAAUAGUAAAUUCGGAUUCAAAAAUCAGUAUGUGAGAAGUGAUAACCUACUACCAGGUGAUGACCCACCACUUCCGGCGAGAUUUUGAAGUGAGCGUCGAAUGCACGCUACGCUAUUCCAUGAUGCACUGAGAAGUGGAAGUGAAGCGACGCAACUGAAGCUGCGGUCACACUGCACUUUUCUCCACACGCACACGAACGCGUCAGACCACAAACGCACGCUCUAGCAACAAGUUUCGCAAUUCGCUGCGUUGGAAAGUUCAAGUUUGGCGAAAUCGCAUCACAUGAUUGCGUGAUAGCAAUUAAAGAUCAAAACAUGACCACUGGACAGGAUUUUAAACCAGACCAAUCGCUUGCUUUUUUAAUGUCUAAUAAUUUAAUCCCGCCCCUUCUCGCAGUGACGUAUGACAGAAUUUCGCAAGUUCAAACUCUAGUGUGACCGCAGCUUCACGCAGGUAGAUCAUGCCAAAAUGGCGGAUGUAGUACAUCUGAAUUCCAUUCAUGCUACUCUUAUUCAUACUGUAUAGAAUGUACUUUUCUAACGGCCGAGUAGUACAUUUUAAUUUCAAAUGCAGUACCUACUGAGCAGUAGGCGUUUUCGGACGCAGCCUUGGUGUUCGAAAGAGUCUCGAACACCUUCAUUAGUUGGAUCAAAACUGUGCAGAGCUGCGGCCCUCCAGGAAUUGAGUUUGAGACCCAUACUCUAUAGCAGUGGUGUCCAAGUUCAGUCCUGGGAGGCCGGUGUCCUGGAGAGUUUAGUUCCAACCCCAAUCAAACACACCCGAACCAGCUAAUUAGGCUCUUACUGGAUGUUCUAGAAACUUCCUGGCAGGUGUGUUGAAGCAAGCUGGAGCUAAACUUAGCAGGACACCGGCCCUCCAGGACUAAGUUUAGACACCCCUGCUCUAUAGUGUUUCAUUGGCUCUUUUACUAGAAGGCGGGGCUUCCUUCACUGGAGUGUCCAUGUUGACUGUUGCAUUUUUUUCUUAUUUUAAACUAUACAACUGACACGUCUUUUGGUUGCAUCUUGCAUUUCUGAGAGGGGGAAAAACUAUUUAUGAAUGUAAACCUGGAAUAGACGCAAAGAAGACAAUUGAGACUUCCGAGGAAUGCGUAAAAUCUGAAUCGUGAGAAUUUGUAGUUUAUUUAUUUUUUGUUGCUAUUCUGUAUUGGAAUAGCAGCUAUGUUUCAUUUCUUUCCUUUUGUAAUGAGAUUUUCACCUCUUGGUUGGUUAAGAGAGCAUUUGACAUAACACCUCUGGCUAAAAACAACAGUAAUUUUAACGUUGAGAUACUGUACAAAAAAAGUGAUUAGGAUCGAAGCACAAAAACACAUUUGUAUUCAGAGAAAAGUCAUACUAAAAGAUAAAGCUGCUGUUGAUCAGUCAGAAUCAAGUAUUUAGGAAAGCGUUAAAUAUGAUUCCAUUUUGGAAGGAUCUACACUAGUUAAAGCCUCACUUCUGCUUUCAGAGGUGUGAAUUUUUACCCUCUUGUGCUCAGCCAAACAGCGCCUUAGAAGUCUGAAUAAACACUUUGAUUUAUUUUUUUUGCUAAAUUUUGAUUCACGAGUAUAGCCUACCAUUGUGAUUUUAAAAUGUAUGUUAAUGGAAUAAAACAAAUGCCUUGUUCCUGCUGCCAUCACCUAUCAAGUCAUUACUCCACCAGUUUGAUGUCCAACAGAGCUUUCCUUUUGAACAUUUGAAUUCCCAAGAGGCUGUCGGAGUCUAGUAUACUAUGGUAAAACGGGGCAAGAACUAGCUUUCAGUUCUGGAGGGCAAAUUUUCAGCCAUCACUCAAACCAAAGAGAGUGAUGUAAAGAUUUUUAUUUUGCGUGGCAAUACUUGUGAUGUCAUGAGAUGAUGUCAUGUGUGCAACAAGCAGUACGUUGCUUUAAAACUCCUUCGGUGAGUGGUUUUACCAUGGUAGUUUUGUUUUCUGAUAAUUACUUGCAUGCAAUUUGACUAAUACUGAGGAUCUACAUGCAAAAUAAAUCAGGAUGUCCGCUCUUAUGCAAAGUAUUUGUUGUGUGAUUUCUGUUCCCUUUAAAUCAAGCAGUCUGUAAUGGAAGUAGCAAAGUCACUAGGUUUUUUUUUUUUACUUGUUUCUGAAAUGUUUUCUGUUUGUGUGCCAAAUGCAAAUGUUGAUAAAACGGUUCACGUGUAUAUGGACCUUGGUUUAACAACCUUUGCAUGGAUGUGAUGAUAAAGAUGAAUAUUUUGUAAAUUGUGCUUUUGGUUUAAUGAACUGAUCGACGCUUAAUUGAAAUUAAGGGUCACAUGUUAACGUCUAUGAGAAAUUGCUGAUCUGAGGUCAUCUUUCGCCUUUCAUGUGUUGGUAAAUGUGAUUUUAUUAGAAUUGAAAAAUAAAGCUGUUCUCAGAUCUGCACGGUUUUAUAAAUGCAACCCAGUCUUGUUUUUCCCCAUUAAUCUCACCAGUCUUAUUUAAUGUGUAAUUAAAAGAAGAACUUAAAACCCAA
Danio rerio (zebrafish) is the source of this 6937-nucleotide messenger RNA. RefSeq names its product KRas proto-oncogene, GTPase (gene kras). Gene Ontology annotation, cellular component: plasma membrane; membrane. Lineage: Eukaryota; Metazoa; Chordata; Actinopteri; Cypriniformes; Danionidae. Gene Ontology annotation, molecular function: GTP binding; G protein activity; GTPase activity. Gene Ontology annotation, biological process: signal transduction. The record is from RefSeq and is marked validated.